AUGAAUUUCCAUGCAAGACGAGUCACCUUGCCUGCCAUCACACCUCUCUGUCUGCAGAAGCGGGUGAUCAAAGUUUAUGAUGAAAAUAAUACCGGCAAAGCUGUAGAGGUUCCCAAUGACGUCACUGCCCGAGACAUCUGCCAGCUGUUCGUCUUGAAGAACCACUGCAUUGAUGACCACAGCUGGACUCUUAUCGAACACCUCACACAACUGGGUAUAGAGAGAACCAUUGAAGAUCAUGAGUAUGUCAUGGAGGUGCUGUCAGGAGGAGGGAUGGACACAGACAGUCGACUAUAUUUUAGAAAGAAUUAUGCUAAAUAUGAAUUCUUCAAGAAACCUCUGGUAUUUUUCCCAGAUCACAUGGUUUCUAUAUCUACUGGAACUAAUGGAAUAGUGGAUCACUCUGAGCUUAUUGAGACCUUUCUCAAAUCCAGCACUUGUCCAGAGAUCCAUGGGUUCCUGCACACCAAAGAACAAAGUAAAAAGUCCUGGAGGAAGUUGUACUUUGUUUUACGGAGAUCAGGGCUUUAUUUCUCCAGUAAGGGCACUUCCAAGGAACCAAGGCAUCUCCAGUUCUUUGCUGAUUUCAGCGACAGUGACGUCUACACAGUUUUAUCGGCUAAAAAACUGCACGGAGCACCAACAGAGUUCGCCUUCGGUGUUAAGUCUACAAAGUGCAGCUCAGCUCGUGACUUGAAGCUGCUGUGUGCAGAUGAUGAGCAAACCAAGACCUGCUGGACCACAGCCAUGCGCUUGUUAAAGUUUGGGAUGCAACUUUACCAAAAUUUCAUUCAGCCGCACCAGAAGCAAAAAGCCUCACCGAUGAGAAGCAUCUCAGAGAACUCACUGGUGGCCAUGGACUUUUCUGGCCAGAAGACCAGAGUGAUCGAGAACCCAUCUGAGGCGCUGUCUGUGGCUGUGGAGGAAGGCCUGUCCUGGAGGAGGAAAAGCUGCCACCGUCUCAGUGGCCAUGGGAUUCCCUCUGCCUCCCAGAGCGCAGUGUCAAAUCUAGCAGUCCACUUAGCCCAGCCAUGGUUCCACAGAAAACUGUCUCGGGAGGAGGCUCAGCGUCUAAUUACCCAGCAGGGUCUAAUUGACGGGGUGUUUCUUCUGAGGGACAGUCAAAGCAACCCAAAGACAUUUGUUCUGUCCCUCUGCUACAUGCAGAAAAUCAAACACUUUCAGAUCUUACCAGUGGAUGACGAAGGGGAGGUGUUCCACAGUUUAGACGACGGCCAAACACGGUUUACUGACUUGAUCCAGUUGGUGGAGUUUUACCAGCUGAACCGUGGGGUCCUCCCCUGCAAGCUCAAGCACCACUGUUGGUGAAACUCCACCUGAACCUGCAAACUAACACAGUGAGACCCCCGAGCACCUGAACUUGUGGCUCCAAGUGAUCUUGUGCCUUAAAGAAAACCAAUGAAAAUACAGCGGAUAUCAUGAUGUAACACACAGCU
Molecule: messenger RNA, 1457 nt
Organism: Nematolebias whitei (Rio pearlfish)
Lineage: Eukaryota; Metazoa; Chordata; Actinopteri; Cyprinodontiformes; Rivulidae
Gene: grb14
Product: growth factor receptor-bound protein 14
Exons: 13
Coding region: 1-1329 (442 amino acids)
Biological process (GO): negative regulation of insulin receptor signaling pathway; insulin receptor signaling pathway
Cellular component (GO): cytoplasm; plasma membrane
Source: RefSeq, a predicted model, not a curated record